AGCACCGGCUUGUAAAAGAGUCCUCCACAGCCACAGCUGCCUCUGUCUCCCGCCUCUAAAACGCGCACAGCAAUGAAUGCCCCUGGGGCGACUGCUGACGGAGACACCGAGACAGAGCCUCGAGGAAGGGGGUGGGUCAGGAAACAGACCCUGGGCUGAAGCAAAGACUCGCUCAUUUACUCACACUGUCAGAGACUCUACACACAGGUGCCCCAAUCUGUGGGAACAAAGAGAACGGAUACUAACCCCAAUCAGCAACUCUUUGGGAGUGCUUCAGUUGGGACUUCUGAAGAGUGGAUUGUAACAGGACCACGGGAUUUGCUCGCUUUUGUGGAUGGGAUUGCUCAGGAAAGAGGUGAAACUUUCGGAGUGAGUAACUUGCAAGACUUGCGGGGUGGCUGUGGGGAAAGGGGGAGGGGAAGAGGUUGUCGGGGUCUGGCUCCAGUCUCAUGGGAGAAAUGCCUUCAACGUGAGGCUUUGUUGAAGAAUGCCUUGGUUUUGAACAGAAGAAACACAUUAAAGAGAUCUACGAGCGCUUGAAGGCGAAAGCGUCUUGGAAGGCAGUUGAAGUGAUCUUUGUUUUUGCGACGCAUGCUUUUGUGCGUGUGAGUUUGAGGGAAAUCCUUUCAUCGUGCGCUCUCUCGCGUGUUACUGCCACCCCAUAGCGUGCCUUUGUCUGUUGUCGAGAUGUACAAUACGAGUCUUGAGAUGGAAAUGCUCAAUGUGAGCAACGUCACUCACUGCCCAAAGAAUGACAACUUUAAAUAUCCCCUCUACAGCAUGGUGUUUAGCAUCGUCUUCAUGGUGGGACUCAUUACAAAUGUUGCUGCCAUGUACAUCUUCAUGUGUUCGCUAAAACUGCGGAAUGAAACCACUACAUAUAUGAUGAACCUAGUGGUGUCGGACUUGUUAUUCGUCCUCACUCUACCCUUGAGGGUUUUUUACUUCGUCCAGCAGAACUGGCCGUUCGGGAGUCUCCUCUGCAAGCUUUCCGUUUCGCUCUUUUACACCAACAUGUACGGGAGCAUCCUAUUCCUGACCUGCAUAAGCGUGGACCGCUUUCUGGCAAUCGUUCACCCCUUCCGAUCUAGAGGACUCCGAACCAAACGCAAUGCCAAAAUUGUAUGCGCUGCAGUAUGGGUUCUGGUUCUUUCAGGAAGCCUUCCUACGGGAUUCAUGCUUAACAGUACUAACAAGCUAGAGAACAACAGCAUCUCCUGCUUCGAGAACUUCUCCUCGAAGGAAUGGAAGAGCCAUCUUUCAAAAGUGGUGAUCUUUAUCGAGACUGUGGGGUUUCUGAUCCCACUCAUACUCAAUGUGGUUUGCUCUGCUAUGGUGCUUCAGACUUUAAGGAGACCGCACACUGUGAGUCGAGGAGGGAAGCUCAACAAGAAGAAGAUCUUGCGGAUGAUCAUCGUCCACCUCUUCAUCUUCUGCUUCUGCUUCAUCCCGUACAACGUCAACCUUGUCUUCUACUCCCUCGUGCGAACGAAUACCUUGAAAGGAUGCGCGGCGGAAUCGGUGGUCCGGACCAUCUAUCCUAUCGCUCUGUGCAUCGCCGUGUCCAACUGCUGCUUCGAUCCCAUCGUCUACUAUUUCACCUCGGAGACUAUACAAAACUCCAUUAAGAGGAAGAGCCAGGCCAACCAUUCCAUAGAUGUUAAAUUUUCGGAGGCCUUGCAGUCAGAGACGUCCUCAACCCUUCAGUUCAGCCUGAGGUCCAUCAAGAACAAGAUGUUUCACAAUGAGUCUCACGUAUGAGGGAUGACCAGUGGAUUUAAAGACACAUGAAGCACUCUUUAGCAUGUGGAUAUAUAUCGGGUUUGUUUAAUAUCUCUGAGGGCGAUAAGUAAACGGUGGGCUCUUUACCUCCCUGUGAACGCCAUCCUUCAGCCCGGAACCCUGGGGCACACCUGUCCCCCCUGGAAAUAUGUCCAAACAUUUGAAACGCGCAGUAAGGAUAAUGCAAAUAUAGAUCAGCUGGGAGUUGAUUAUAGGGUAGAGGAGAGCCUCUAACUGUUUGUGAAUGUACUUACAUUUCCAGAGUUUGGUAAGUUAAUGUGUAAAUAACAAACUAUAUGAUGUAACCACUAUUUAAUUAAACCCACAACAGAAUAAAAUGAUGUUAUUUUAUGUAUAAAAACAUUGACUGCCUGAAGUGUCAUAGUAUUAACAAGCUGAAAACUUCCGUUGGCACUUUAUAUAAUACUGUAUAUUAACUUUGCACUGGCAUUUAUACUGUCAUAAUGCACUGUUUUGAUUCUGUUACAAACUUCACUUGAAAAUAAAGUCUUAAAAUCAUA
Danio aesculapii is the source of this 2303-nucleotide messenger RNA. It is a transcript of the gene lpar6a, whose product is annotated as lysophosphatidic acid receptor 6a. Gene Ontology annotation, cellular component: membrane. Gene Ontology annotation, molecular function: lysophosphatidic acid receptor activity. Lineage: Eukaryota; Metazoa; Chordata; Actinopteri; Cypriniformes; Danionidae. The coding region runs from base 688 to 1761 and encodes 357 amino acids. Gene Ontology annotation, biological process: phospholipase C-activating G protein-coupled receptor signaling pathway; positive regulation of Rho protein signal transduction. The transcript has a single exon. The record is from RefSeq and is a predicted model, not a curated record.